This is a messenger RNA of Planococcus citri (citrus mealybug), 5843 nucleotides long. Its product is annotated as syntaxin-6-like. Bases 190 to 978 code for a protein of 262 amino acids. Gene Ontology annotation, cellular component: endomembrane system; SNARE complex; synaptic vesicle membrane. NCBI's taxonomy places the organism in Eukaryota, Metazoa, Arthropoda, Insecta, Hemiptera, Pseudococcidae. Gene Ontology annotation, biological process: retrograde transport, endosome to Golgi; vesicle fusion; intracellular protein transport. The transcript has 7 exons. Gene Ontology annotation, molecular function: SNARE binding; SNAP receptor activity. The record is from RefSeq and is a predicted model, not a curated record.
GAGUGAUAAAACUUUGUUUAGUUGCGUUUGUUGUACACUGCGAAGUUCAUGUUCAGUUCAACUCAAUUUACAAAAUUAUUAAUUUGGGUGGGUGAUUUUAGUACAUGUUUCAAGACAUCGCACGAUGGACAUAAUUAAUUACUCGUUCGUUUUAGAAAUUCGCUAGAACAACGUAACCUAUCUUCUGUCAUGACCUUUGAAGAUCCUUUUUUCGUCGUUAAAGAAGAUGUUUUGAAAGCUUUGAAUAAAACGGUGAAUUUGUAUCGUCGGUGGAACGAUAUACAGGCUGAGCCCAUCACUGUAAAUUUACUACGAGAAGAAAUCGAAUGGAUUACGACAGAAUUACGUAACAGUUUGAGAAGUAUUGAAUGGGAUUUGGAAGAUUUGGAGGAUACUAUCAGUAUCGUAGAGAAGAACCCGACGAAGUUCAAAAUCGAUGCUAACGAAUUGAACCUUAGGAGGAAGUUCAUUCAAGAUACCCGAGCUGAAGUUAAGUGUAUGCGAGAAAAGCUGAGCUAUUCGAAAGCAGUAGAUAUAGAUAAAACUUCCAGACAACCAUUAAUUGAAAACCUGACAGCGGCGGCGGUCAAAAUGGGUGGAGGAGGAGCACACAGCAGCACAAAGUAUUCCAAACUGGAGAAUCAAAUCGAUAGCCCGGUACAUACGCAAUUUGCCAAGACUCAGACUUCGUUGCAAAAUAACAUGGUACACGAACAGGACGAUCAAUUAGGAUUAAUAGCUGAUUCGAUCGGUACACUGAAAAACAUGUCGCAUCGAAUCGGUAUCGAAUUAGAUGAACAAGACGAGAUGCUUAAUGAGUUACACAGCGAAAUCGAACAUACAGAUUCACGAAUCGAUUCAACGAUGAAAAAAGUUGCCAAAGUGUUGCAUCUAUCUAACGAUCGAAGCCAGUGGGUCGCCAUUUGUAUAUUGACUGGAUUACUGAUUUUGAUAUUGUUCCUAUUUAUAAUGCUUUAAUAUGUAGGUAUAUCACAUCGUUGUCUCUAUCCUUCAUAUCAUUUUGAGAGGAAUGUCGUAUAGUUGGUGUUUCGAUCAUGCCUUUUACAUAUAAAGAACCACAUCAGCAUCGAUCUCAGCAGAAUUUAUAGCUCUAGCCUAGUUAAUACACAUUUACCAAAGUUGUAUUUUUUUUACAUAUAAACACGUACAAAUAGUUUUUCAUUAUUAAUAGUUGUUAGUUGCCGGAGUCGAUACGUUUGCAACUAGUUAUAAAAUAUACGCUUGUUUUUAUCAAUUUUAUGUACUUUCUUCCUUAUUUCUUUUUAUUUGUCGUUUAUUUUUUGUUGGCCAUUUUUAUUUUUUACGUGAUUGUAGUGAUUUUUUUAUUUAUUUUGUAAUUCUUCCUAUUUUUAAACGGUUGUAUAUAAAUAUAAAUUAUUUUAUAUUUUAUAGAAUGUUGUGAGCUUUAUUAGUACUAUCGUAUUCAACUUUUGUAUAAGGUUGUAAAUAACAGCAUUUAUAAUGGAACUAGUCGCUCGAUAUUUUUAUCCAAAGUAUAUUAUUUUUAAAAAAAUUAUAUUUGUGUGAAAAUCAAACAAAAAAACUGGUAAAAUGUUUUUACAAACGAAAAAUAUCAUUUUCGAUGUUGGAACUUCAACUUCGUUACUUCUCAUAAUAUUAUCAACAAAAUUAUCGUGGUCUGUGAACAACAAAGAAGUGCUAAAUUACGCCACAAAAUAACUAUCUUACCUAGUACCUACUAUAAAUAAUAAAGUAAAAAAUGUUAACAAGAUAAGAAAUUCCAUUAGGUAAAUAUUUCUUCAAAAUACUCACCAACCCAACGAAAAUUAAAAUGUAUCCGGUAAUUAAGAAAACCGCUAUCUUUCUCGCUUUUUCCUUAUUAACUCGAAUGCAAGAUUUACACGAGGGUUUAUCGUUUGUCGUCGAAUGCUCAGUAUUGGUCAAAUUUAGGGAAGGAUUUAUCGUUGUUGUAGUUGCAUUAUUAGGCAUUUGCUUGAAACAACAAUUAUUCUGAAAAAAAAAAAACAAAACACAUGAAUUUGGACUUUUAAAAUUCACCUUUACUAAAAUUCUGAAUCAAAGAUUAUAAUUACUUCUUCUUCGAAUUCUUUCAUUUCUUGAAGCAUGAUCUUAUCUUCUGGAAAAUGAGCUGUGAUAUUAUCGGAAAUAGUGUCAGCAUUUAUCACAAUUGAAAAUGUAGCAAUUAAACCCCACAGGAAUUGGAAUAUCAACAAUAUAACACAUAAAAAUAACGUCUAAGAAAUAGAAUCGAUAUUAAUUUGUUUUCUAAACGUGCAAAAUUAUAGAUAUGCCAUUUAAGCUCCAUAAUUGGAGAUAGAUUCUUACUGCGUCAACAAGUAUGGUGGUAUUCCAAUAGAAAGCGAAAACCAUAAAUAUUUUCGUAACAAUAAAAGUGCCUGUAAUAAAGUAUAUCCAGAAAUGUACACUUGGUCUGAACAAUAAUUCGUAUAUUUCGAAGUAACAUAUUAACAUUGCGCAAUUAAUAACCUGGAAUUAAUUAAAAUUUUAAAUUUAUAGAAUACUCAGAGACUUAUUUAAUUUUCACACUUACUACUAGAGCGACUGAAAUUGCCAAUUGGUAGUCUCUGGUGUACUGUUGUGGUUUAAGAGAAAGUCGUUUUCUUUCCAUUUAUCCCUCAUCGAUAAGAAAUUUUAUUUAUUGUCAAAAAAAAUAAAUUUUAUAAGAGAAUAAUUUUUGUGAUAAUUUCAAAAAAAAGUGUGAGAUGAAGAGCUUUUUGAAUUUUUUUAGAUUUGUUUAUUUUUAUGAGAACUGAGAACAGAUAACCAAUUAAUUUUCCGAACAUUGAACUUAUGACGUUUGUUCUUCAAAAAUUAUUUUUCAAAUCGGAUUUUAUCAUUUAUUUUCAUUUGUUUUAAAAAUAAAUUAUAGGUACAUUGUAGGUAAUUAUUAAAUAAACCGCAACUUAAUAAAAAUAAAAAAAUAAUCAAACGUAUUUACGGCAAAUCGUUUAUGCAACUUCUUCAACACCAACUUGGAAUUUAGUUUUGGUUGCAUAACUUCAACUUGAACGGUACAAAAAACCUAAAAAUGGCGAACAACAGAAGAGGUUUGAUCUUUUUCAAUUAUCUUCUUGGUGAAGAUCGACUUUGUUGAGGAGAUCGUCCGCGUGAAGGUGGUGUUCUGGGAGGUGGUGGUUUAGGAGGAGGUGAUUUUCCAGGGGAUAAUUGUUGCGGUGGCGUUUGGAAUUUCGCAGAUCUAUCAGGUGACGUUGGAAAUGAAAACAAGGUCGGAGAUGAAGUAACUUUGCCUUCAGGUUGGGGUAGAGGGCCCUGAGUCACUUCCAUGUAGUAACUAAACACCACGAUGAAAGCAUAAAUUGACGCAACUGCAGAAAAAACAUGAGAUUCCAAUGAUUAUUCCAAACGGUCAUCGUAGCUUCAUUAUCCGAAACAUUUCACAAUAGUCUACAAUCCACGAACGUAAAACUGUUAACCUACUGAACUUUUUUGCUUACCAAAAAAAUUAUCCGGCAAAAUGUAGAAGGGACCCGCGAAAACCCAAAACACAUGAUUUCAAUAUUUCAAAAUUGCACAAUAGGGGGCUGGACCCUCACAGGGGUGUAUUUAUGAACGUGGGCGCUACCAAAAAAAUGAAACGUAGUCGUGAAGGGUGUCACCGCCAGAUACCAAAUAUGUGUUUUGUUCUGCUGGAAAUUAGCACAAACGGAUUUUAUUGCACUUUGAAUGAGGUUUUUAUGCAUUUUUAUGCAUUUUUGAUGGUUAAAUCGUUCUGUAGUCAUAAGUAUGCGCGGCUACCAAAAAAUUUUUGCGAAACUGGUUCGAAAAGAUUAUUUCCAACCGAACUGAAAAAAAACGGCUGAAAAAUACCUGCACAAUGACGAGUAAUGGCGCAGAGAAGUGUGGUUGAGAGGUUACCCCCACCCCAAAAUUUAGUUUGACAUUUUUUCCCCCGAAGUACUCGUGCGACCUAUCAAAAUGUAUUAAAAUUUCGCGUAGAAUACGAUUAUACCAUUAAUUUUUAAUUCCAGCCCUUCUGUGCUUCUCUCCUCCGCCCUCAAUUGUGGUUCGACAAUUUUUAGUGUACUUUGACAACUUUUUUGUGAAUACUCACGUGUGACCCAUCAAAAUACACUAAAAUUUCGCAUAGAAUCCGAAUAUGUCAUUCAUUUUCAAUUUCUACUUUUUUAUGCCCCUCUCCUGAUCCAACGUUUUUUUUAAGGUGAUGAAUAAAAUUUUAAAAGUUUAUUACAAAAUAAAAAUGAAAGCCGUACAACCAAAAUACUGUCUUGUUCUUACUAAUUAUUGUACAACCAAAUGUUCUUAUUAUCUAGAAACUAAAACUUACAAGGGAACCGCUUGAAGUGUCACACUCCGAUUUGAAUGGGACCGCGAUUUUUGGAAAGAGCAUAGUCUAAAACCCCCAUAACCAAGUUUCAGCUGCCCAAGUUCAUUUUUCGAUUACCACUCUUGAGGUGUCACUCCCAAAAUUGGCUCAAAUGUAGAUAAACUCGUUAAACAGGCUGAGUAUAAUACACAACUAGAUUUUUAGCUGCCCAGCUGCAUAUUCACACCUUCUGGAGCAAAUUCAAAAUUCUGGAGAAAUUUAAAAAUUGCGCUGGAGGCUCCAGAAUGGCUGGAAAUGGUAAAAUUUCGGCUUGGGUAAUUAAUAUUAGUUAUGGGACUUAUUUUGACCAUUUUUACUGAUCAAGUACGUACUUUUGACAUAGUGUAGAUGGCCCACAUCGGCUUAGGUGAUUCCUAUGAUAGGUAUCAGCUAUAGGGAUGCAAAUUAUACCUACUCAUUAGAAUUAUAUGGAAACAUGUUAACUAUUUAGUGAGUUAGAAAUGUACGCAGAUGACGUCACAGGCGGUCAAGGUCAACCCUUCUCAUUUAGUUGAGUUCUUUAUUAGACAAGGGUUAACAGCCCCUGCGACAUUUAUUGCUCGAGAUAGGAAAAUAAGAUCAUUAUUUAUCAAAAUUUAUUGUAAAGAAUGCUCGCUUUUUGGUAGGUCAUGGAAUCCCUUUGAAAUAUACCGAUGCCGCGGGCAUUUCUUACCCCUUUUUACCACAUGAUCAGGGGGAGGAUCCUAUUUCACUCUUUUUUCUAUAAAUUGAAUCGUUUUAGCGCCAAAAACUACUUGGCUUCUGAACCUGCAGCAAAUAGGCGUACCUCCUCUCGAACGUCUGUAUCAGCGUGAUUUUAUCAUAUAAUUUCUUACUCAAGAGUAGAAAUUAUUCACAGUAGUGAUGAUGAAAAUCAUGGUCUACCCUUUUAAUUUACGCCACUCCGGUCAGUGGUUAAUUCAUUGUUAAUACUUAAUUUGGUCAUGGAUCCGAUGAUCAUUAAUUUGUAUCUUUUUGGCAAUGUACCCUGAACCAGUCAGGUACGCAUUGUGCAAAGAAUUAAAGUGCACCUCUUUUAGUUAAGUUCCAUCGACACCUUUGGUAUUAGUAAGGCCCCAGAUAGAGAUGGAAAACGUGUAUAGUUUGGUAAGUAAGUUUGAAAUAACUUACUCAUAUCUAAUUAAUUCAACAUUAGCGAUUAAUUGGAGUAGAUGGGUGAGUAUGCCAUAGCAUGAGGGCUUGGGUACUUGGUCAAUUAAUUUAUUAAAAUAUCUUUCUAAUGGAGUUAGACAAAAUUACAUCUUGUUCUCUUUGGCUUAAUAUAUUUUUACUCAUCAAAGUUAUAUUUGUAAUCGAUAAUUUAGAUAGACUCAAGUGUUACUUUAUGGUACUUUGAUGUAAAAUGUUCUAUCUCUGCCUUAAAACAGCUCUUAGGCAACCAUUAAUGUUUGUUAAAAGAUUAGAUGCUGUCUUUGUAAAUUAUGUUUUAAUAAAAUGAUCUUAAUUUGUCUUA